This is a messenger RNA of Melopsittacus undulatus (budgerigar), 990 nucleotides long. RefSeq names its product chromosome 7 C4orf19 homolog (gene PGCKA1). Bases 16 to 990 code for a protein of 324 amino acids. NCBI's taxonomy places the organism in Eukaryota, Metazoa, Chordata, Aves, Psittaciformes, Psittaculidae. The record is from RefSeq and is a predicted model, not a curated record. The transcript is spliced from 2 exons.
UUAAAGAAAAUCCAGAUGGGGUGCAGGUGCUGCAAAAUGAUACAAAGCUACAUUUUUGAUCCAGAAGAAGUACAAUUGUCUGGACACGUUCAUGAAGUAAGCAGCUAUAAACACAAUGAGCAAGGCAGCAAUAAAUCCAAAGAGAACAGUGAAAUUCAAGAAUAUAAAAAUGAACUCCAGAAGGAUGAGCUGAAUGGAACAGAAAAUAAAAGUCAGAUAAAUAGCAGAAAAGAAACUCUCUGGAACCAUGGAAGCAAUGAUUUUCAAGAGGAUGGCCUUGUGAAGUGUGUUGCAAAGCUUGAUGUUGCAGUCAAUGGUGGCAGCUCCUGUGCUGGAGUGCACUCUGUGGUCAACCCCAACACAAACCCAGUGAAAGAGGCCAGUGAACAGGGAAUCUCCAGCCAGUCAGAGGCUUCUUCAGCCAAUAGAGACAUUUACACCAAAUCAAAUAGGUCUGGACAAGAACUUGACUUAGAGGUGGGCUGGCAGAGGAAGGCAACUUGCAAUGAGCUAAACAGUAUUCAAGAUGAGAACUCCCAGUCUGCAGAAGACAUCAUAUUUCUUAAAGGAAGUGCAAUACUGGAGACACAAAACAAUGCCAUACAACUGCCAGAUAUUAAUUACCCCCAAAAUCACAAUCAAACUGGGAACUAUGUUGAAAAAGAUGGCUUUUUAGUCAAUUAUGCUCACUCAGACCAAAACACUGGGCCUUCAACCAUGCAGGACCAGGACCUUUGUGUAACCCCACCUCCACCUAUGAAGGAGGACAGUACUGGGCCUUUUAAAACUGACUCUCCAGGUUUGAGUCCAGGCAUUAUGGGUGGUAUCACUGCUGUGGCUGUUACCAGAGUAGCACAGGCACCCACACAUCCCAACCAUAAAGACAUCAGUGGAGAAAUGGAGGAGGAAGAUGCAGAAGUUGCAGCAGCUCUAGCUGCACUGGAAGCUGCAACUGCAGGGGAAGACCUGGAUGAUGACAACGAGUACUAG